UUAGAAAGUAAAGCUGUAAGCUUCGUCUGCAACUUUCCUUCCCGCCAUGGCUACACCAGCUGAGCCCCCUCUCCUGCCUCUGCCUGAAAACCCACCUCGACCAUCACAGCCCACCCAGAAUCAAUCGACCGUCGUCGUCAAACAAGAAAUUUUAGCCACAGACCCAAAGAAAACCUCCUCUCCCAGCACUUUUCGGCCGCCGGAACCAUCUUCUUCCAUCAGUGAUGUCACCAUCGUCCCCAGCUAUUCAAGGUGGUUUUCAUGGAACAACAUCCACGACUGCGAGCGUCGGUUCCUCCCAGAGUUCUUUGACGGGAAGUCACAUUCGAAGAACCCUAAGAUUUAUAAGUACUAUAGGGAUUCGAUCAUUAAAAGAUACAGAGGGAAUCCUUCGAGGAAGAUCACUUUUACGGAGGUGAGGAAGACAUUGGUUGGAGACGUGGGCUCGAUUCGCAGGGUGUUUGAUUUUCUUGAGGGUUGGGGUUUGAUUAAUUAUACGGCGUCAACGGGUAUGAAGCUGCAGCAGACGAAGUGGGAGGAGAAGGAAAGUAAGUCUGGUGGUGGUUUGGUUUCGACGGGUGGGGAUUCGGGAGGGAGUAGUUUUGAGUCGUCGUUGAAGAGGGUGACCACGAAGAAGUUGUGCAGUGGUUGCCAAUCACUUUGCAGCAUUGCUUGCUUUGCUUGUGACAAGUUUGACUUGACUCUUUGUGCAAGGUGCUAUGUUCGUGGAAAUUAUCGGGUUGGGCUAAGUGCAGCAGAUUUCAGACGAGUUGAGAUCAGUGAAGAUACUAAGACAGACUGGACUGACAAAGAUACACUGCAUCUUAUGGAAGCUAUUUUGCAUUAUGGUGAUGACUGGAAGAAGGUUUCACAUCAUGUAGGUGGCAAAAGUGAGAAAGAAUGUGUUUCUCGUUUCAUCAAGCUUUCCUUUGGGGAGGAGUUUGUAGGGCCUACCGGCUCUGGGGAGCUUGAUAAGUAUUAUCAAACAAAGGACCAGAGCGAUGCUGAAACUGUGGCAGAGAAUAAUGUCUUUUCAUCCCUGACAAAAAGAAGGCGUCUCACACCACUAGCUGAUGCAAGCAACCCAAUUGUGGCUCAGGUUGCUUUCUUGUCGGCUGUGGUUGGUUCCGAAGUAGCAGAAGCUGCGGCUCGAGGAGCUGUAGUGGCUCUAUCAGAGGUAGACCUUACUAAUACUCAAGAAGGGCACAAUGUAAGAAUUUCAUCAAAUACUGAUAAAGCAAGACCAGAAGAAUCUGGCACCACUAAUGGUGAAAACAUCAUGACCGCAUUGCAAAAUGCCAUUCUGGAGGCUCAAGUGUUGCUUGAUAAGGAAGAGAAGGGUGUUGAGAGAUCCAUGUCUGGCAUAGUUGAGGUUCAGAUGAAGGAGAUUCAGGAUAAAAUUAUCCAUUUUGAGGAAGUUGAACUGCAGAUGGAGAAAGAGUGGCAGCAACUGCAGCACAUGAAGAGCCUGAUUUUUGUUGAUCAGCAGAAUCUUUUGCAUCAAAGAACGAUUCCAGAAUCAAAGAUCGGGGGAAGCAUAGGAGAGAAAUUCAAAACUACAGAUGCUGUUACAUGACCUUCCACAUGUAUCAUACCAAAGAACAACUUUUACAUUUUCCUCCUCUACAAAAGCUUAGUCUUUCUUACUUUCCUCCCAUUUUCCCUCCAUUUAUAGGAAAGUUCUAUUGAACAGAGAGUCAGAUUACAUGUAGAUGAUUAUGCAGAAAUUGAAGAUUCCUAUGAAGAAUAAUACUUGCUCAU
This is a messenger RNA of Telopea speciosissima, 1761 nucleotides long. Its product is annotated as SWI/SNF complex subunit SWI3B. Gene Ontology annotation, molecular function: protein binding. Bases 47 to 1576 code for a protein of 509 amino acids. The record is from RefSeq and is a predicted model, not a curated record. Lineage: Eukaryota; Viridiplantae; Streptophyta; Magnoliopsida; Proteales; Proteaceae. The transcript has 7 exons.